Diorhabda sublineata is the source of this 444-nucleotide messenger RNA. It is a transcript of the gene EMC6, whose product is annotated as ER membrane protein complex subunit 6. The transcript is spliced from 2 exons. The record is from RefSeq and is a predicted model, not a curated record. The coding region runs from base 115 to 444 and encodes 109 amino acids. Lineage: Eukaryota; Metazoa; Arthropoda; Insecta; Coleoptera; Chrysomelidae. Gene Ontology annotation, cellular component: membrane; endoplasmic reticulum; EMC complex. Gene Ontology annotation, biological process: protein folding in endoplasmic reticulum; autophagosome assembly.
CAUAAAUUCAUUAUUUGCAGAAUUUACUGCAUAUAUUAAAAAAUCAAUUUUUAAUUCCGUGAUAUGGUCUAGUGAGUAGAUAAAGUUUAAUAUUUAUGGUUAAUUUAAUUAACUAUGGCAAAUAAAAUUAGAAACGAAUUUGUAGCCUAUAGUGAACCUGCAAUUAGAAAUAAUUUGUCGAUUGUUGAGUACUGUCGAACAUCAGUAGCAGCAUUAUCUGGUUGUACAGCAGGCGUUCUUGGAUUGACUGGACUUUUUGGUGCACUAUUUUUCAUAAUUGCAGUUACAACCUUUUGGUUUAUGCUGUUGUUCAAAGCUGGUAUCGACUCUUGGAAAAAAUAUUUUAUAUCAAGGAAAUCACUACUUUUGAACGGAAUUUUUGGACAUUUUUUUACCUAUAUUCUGUGCUGGACAUUUAUUUAUGGAAUGGUACACGUCUAUUAA